Molecule: messenger RNA, 796 nt
Organism: Zymoseptoria tritici IPO323
Lineage: Eukaryota; Fungi; Ascomycota; Dothideomycetes; Mycosphaerellales; Mycosphaerellaceae
Exons: 1
Coding region: 1-567 (188 amino acids)
Source: RefSeq, a predicted model, not a curated record
AUGUUGUACACCCGCGAUCCGAAGGACAAACCCCUGGUUCUGCUGAAGUCCGCGUGGAAAGCGGCAGAGCAGGAGCCUUUCGAGAAGCUGUUAAAGACGACCAAGGGAGAUGUCGAUGUGCAGGAGGGUAUGUCCCGUCUAGACCUUACUCCGGAAACCUCGCGCAGCGCCGACGCGCGGUCGGAGCAAAUGGAGUUCUACUUGGGAGCCAAAGCCAAGGAGGCAGAUCAGAUGAUGCAGGAAAUCGGAGUGGUGCUGAAGGAGAAGGACGAGGAGUUGCUCUACAGCGAGACGAAGCUGGUGGAGAAGGACAAGCAGUUGUCCGAAAAGGAGACGAAGCUGGCGGAGAAGGACAAGCAGUUGUCCGACAGCCAGAAGAAGUUGGCGGCGGUGGAGAUGCAGUACCGCGAGUGUCUGACGGAGUGCGAAGAAAUCGUGGAUGUCUGUGAUCAGGACCGCGCAGAGUGCGAGAGAUUGCUAGGAGAGAAGGAUGAGAUGGUGCGUGGACUUCAGGCGGAGUUGGACCAGGCUCGCAGUGGCAAGGGUGGUGUCGAGAAUGCUUCCUGAGCUUGGUGAUGGACGGAAUCCUCGGGCAACGUGACAAGAAGAUCAGCGCAGUCGGGCUUUCAUGAGAGGAACCACUUAGCGAUCAAAUUCAGAGCUUCACAGCCAUGUGUCCUCUGGAGUGACGGUGUUUAUCGGGUGAAGUCCCGGCAGAGCAAACUUCUGGAGUUGUGAGCCAGGUCCUGGACUUGGCCGAGAUUCGAAGAGCCAGCAUGAGAAAGACGGCUGUACA